Cylicocyclus nassatus is the source of this 1530-nucleotide messenger RNA. Lineage: Eukaryota; Metazoa; Nematoda; Chromadorea; Rhabditida; Strongylidae. The record is from the annotation of a GenBank genome assembly.
AUGUCGACCUUCCAGUACGGCGGUUACGCAGGAUAUGGCCCAAAUCAUAUGGGGCAUGAGAAUGAUACGGCUGGAAUGUACAAUCCACGUACUCACUCGAAAGUAGCGGAAAAAGAAGGAUUUCACAUGGGUGGAACUGAUGAGCCGAGAACCCUCUAUGUGGGAAAUCUCGAUCCUUCUGUCACAGAGGAGUUCAUUGGCACAUUGUUUGGGCAGAUUGGAACAGUAACGAAGACGAAAGUGAUUUUCGACGGCACCAACGAUCCUUAUGCGUUCGUUGAGUUUUCUGAUCAUAACAUGGCUGCUCAAGCCUUACAGACCAUGAAUCGACGAAUGCUACUAGACAAGGAAAUGAAAGUAAAUUGGGCGGUAGAGCCAGGACAGCAGCAACCAAAAGUUGAUACUAGCAAGCACUUCCAUGUGUUCGUAGGGGAUCUAUCACCAGAAGUCGAUAACAAAGCCCUCAAAGAAGCUUUCGCUCCAUUUGGAGAUGUAAGUGAUGCCAAGGUCAUUCGUGAUGUAACAACGCUAAAGUCCAAGGGAUACGGUUUUGUUUCAUAUCCAAAGCGAGAGGAAGCAGAACGUGCCAUUGAGCAAAUGAAUGGACAGUGGCUUGGGCGCCGCACAAUUCGUACAAAUUGGGCUACACGUAAGCCUGGGCAAGGAGGCGGUGAUCAGCCUGCUUCUAACGAGAAGACUUAUGAGGACAUUUUUAAUAUGACGACACCCGACAAUACAUCCGUUUAUGUGGGAAACGUCGCAGGAGGUGUUUGUGAGGAGGAUAUUCGUGAAGCUUUUGGGCAGUUCGGCAGGAUACUCGAAGUUCGUAUUUUCAAAGUUCAAGGAUACGCCUUUGUGAAAUUUGACUCGAAAGACUGCGCUUGUCGCGCAAUCCUCAGAAUGAACGGCGGUGACCUUGGAGGAAAUACUAUAAGGUGCUCAUGGGGAAAGACUAGCGAUUCUGAUAAACGUAAUCAGGGCUACAGUAAUUAUGGACAAGGUGCUUAUGGAUAUGGUGGACAAGCUACUGGUAGCAGCUAUGGACCACCUGCUGCCACUGGAGGACCUGGUGGAGCUGCUGCUGCAGCCGCUGCUCAGGCUCAACAACAGUACUACAACUACUACGCUCAAUAUUACAGUAAUCCACAGGUCAUGCAGCAAUGGGCAAGCUAUUGGCAGCAACAACAAGGAGGCGCUGGACAGCCCGGCUCCGGAGCAGCUAAUGGCAACCGUUAAGUUAAGCUUGAAGUUAAUACUCACAAGGGGUGCAUGUAGACAUUCUUUUCUUUUCCAUUUUGUCGUUACUAUUUGAAAAUGAUCUAUAUGUAUUGGAUACGAGUCGGUUAUCAUUGUUUCAUGGCACAAAUAUACAUAUGAUUAGAGUUGAAAUUUUUGUCAAGUUGGUGUCAUUGACACAUUGUGCUUACUUCCGUCAUUUUAAUAUCGUCUUUUCUGGAUGUCUUUGUGUUGGCUGUUGUGAGUUCAUCAUGGAAAAUGAAUGAUAUUUGUAAAUCAGCUGUUCAUUGUUUA